AUGGCUUCACGAUUCCCACGUCAACGUGAUCCCCGCUCCUCUUCGUCUCUCUUCGAUCAAUACGGUGGCGACUCCCGCCAAGCCAGCAGGUCUCCUACCCAACCAGGUGGAUACGGGUACGGAGGCUACUCCAGCCCAGGACCUAAUAGUUAUGCGAGCAACGGUGCAGCUCGACCCGGAUAUCAGAAUGCAUCGCCUGAUAAAAAAGGACACUAUUCAGAUGCAGUUCUUUCAUCGCUCGAGUCACAGAAUGAUACAGAAGUAGAAGGUAUCAGCGCCAAGGUCAAAAUGUUGAAGGAUCUCACACUUGCGAUUGGAGACGAAAUCCGGGACACCGCACAUAUAACCGAUCUCAACGAUUCAUUCGAUAACACCCGAGUCCGACUGCGCGGAAACAUGAACCGCAUGCUUCGCAUGGCCGACAGCACUGGCAUCGGCUGGCGAGUCUGGCUCGGUUUCUUUUGUGCAGUCUUCCUUCUAUUUUUCUACGUGUGGAUUUUCUGA
Messenger RNA from Penicillium bovifimosum, 504 nucleotides. Its product is annotated as SNARE domain- containing protein. Gene Ontology annotation, biological process: endoplasmic reticulum to Golgi vesicle-mediated transport. Lineage: Eukaryota; Fungi; Ascomycota; Eurotiomycetes; Eurotiales; Aspergillaceae. The transcript has 4 exons. The coding region runs from base 1 to 504 and encodes 167 amino acids. The record is from RefSeq and is a predicted model, not a curated record.